Molecule: messenger RNA, 1485 nt
Organism: Stylophora pistillata
Lineage: Eukaryota; Metazoa; Cnidaria; Anthozoa; Scleractinia; Pocilloporidae
Source: RefSeq, a predicted model, not a curated record
AUGUGGAAUCCUUUCACGCAAAAUUUCAACACUUACCCCCAUCAACAAGUUGGGCAAUCUGGUUCCAAAGGUACUCAGUCCCCCGAUGAGGGCAAGAUUGAGUUACCGGGAGGAGGAUUCAUUCAGAAACCUGCGUCAGAGCUGCAAAGAGCAUCUGGAGUUCAUGCAAUUAAGAUUGAGCAACCAGAAGGAGGUUUCAUUCAGAAACCUGGGUUAGAGCUGAAACAAGCACCUGCAGGGAUUGAGUUACCGGGAGGGGGGUUCAUCCAGAAACCUGGGUCAGAGCCACAACAAGCUGGGAUUGAGUUACCAGGAGGAGGGUUCAUUCAGAAACCUGGGUCAGAGCCAAAACAACCACCUGUAGUUCAUGCAGUUCCUCCCAUGUAUUUUCAAUAUAACCCUGUUCCUAUUCCACCAUAUGUUCAGGCGGAUGAGUUUGAAACUCCUGAGGAGAGGUUAUCGCUCAUGAAUAAACUUGAAAUGAUGUUGGAGGAGAGAGAAGAACGAAAAAAGGAGUUAGACGAAUUGUGUGCUCAAGGCAAGAAUCUUGAACAAACUCUGUACAAAUUGAAUGUCGCUUUGGACUUUCACACCAGUGAGAUGACAGAACUUAAAAACACUCUUCGAAAAAAGAAAGAACAAAUGAAAUUUACAAUUCAGUCUAAAAGAACUGAUAAUACAAGAUUGCGGGGAAUUAUUCAGCAAUUACAGCUAGAGGAGACCAAGACUGCAAGCUAUAAAGUAAUAGCGACCGAAAGCAAAUUUUUGAAAGAGCAAGUCUCAAAGGCUACUGAAGAAAGAAAAUUCUUGAAGAAGAAAAUAGAUGAGUUAGACCAUAAGGCUGACGAAAUGGAGUUGAGAAGUAAGAUCAUCGAACAAGAAGAAAUAACUCUUGAGAAAAAUCUGAUCGCGUAUGUCCAGCAACUGGCCGGGAAUGGUGAACUGAAACAGCAACACGAUAGUUCUCGUUACGAGUUUGAUGAAGAGCCGGACAGUGUUGUGAAUACCAUUACAGUACAAGAUCAGACACACCCUGACCCUCAAGAAAGUUCUCUCCUUCACCCGCUUCACGAGGUGACCCCACAUAUUUCUGAAACUGAACUUGCUGAGCAACCCACCAUAAACGAAGCCGACCAGCAAGUUGAAGAAAUCGAUGACUCUGAAACGAUCGAGGUCCUCGAAGAUAACGGCGCACUCAGACCAAAAGUUAAGAAGGGUGGAUUUUUCUCUAGAUUACGGAGAGUAUUUCGAAGGAAACCGAAACAAGGCUCUGGAAGAGAAAAACGGGGCAAGAAAGAAGUUCAACGCAAUAAGAAGUGUAUUAACGAUCCCGAGCCCACGGAGGUUGUAACUGAGGUUACUGAGAAAAAAGACACAGAUCUUCACCUCACCGCUGAACUGGAAGGAGAAACAUCGGCUCAAGAAAUGAUUGAAUGCAACGAAACAGUAACAAGACUUUAAAGAUUAACUUGUUACACAAAUAUU